AUGGAGCGCUUCAAGGAGAAGGAACACCAGCAGAAGGAGAAAGAAGAAGAGGAAGAGAAGAAAUGUAAUGAUAAAGAAGAAGAAGAGGACGAGACGGAUGUGCAGACCGGCGUCGGGCCGGCACUGCUCGACCUGGAGAACUACGAGGAGGCGCUGAAAAUGCUCAACUCGGUCUUCACCGACUCGCGGCGCAUUCCCGCGGGCGUGCAGAAGCUACUGGAUGAGGUGGUGGUGGUGGCUGAUGAGCAAUGUCAUCAACAGCAACCACAGCCGCAGCAGUCAUCGAAAAAUCACCCUCACAGCCAAAAAGCUCGGCCCAACAGCUCUGCGUCCUUCUGGGCGAUGAUCAGCGCUCUGCGAGCCUUUGUCGCCCAGUUCGGCACCCUCCCGCUCGCCGGCUCUCUGCCCGACAUGAACUGCGGCUCGGAGCAGUACGCCCGUCUGCAGCGGAUCUACCGGGCGAAGGCGAGGGCGGACGCAGAGGCCCUCCUGGCGCUGCUCCAGAAGCAGCAGCAGAAGACUUGCGCCACAACUUCAACUGCCAACGGAGCAGCAGAAGCAGCAACAGCGGCGGCAGUCUCCGUCUCCGAGGUGGACCUCGCGCUCUUCUGCCGAAACGCCCGCUUCCUGACGGUGCUGCGGUGCGCCGGGCCGAUGGCCGAGGAGCUGACCACCGGGUCGGCGGCGCUGCGGGCGCUGGCCAGCUGCCCGCAGCUGCAGAGUGGCGCCGAUGAGGGGGAGGGCGGCGAGGAGGGCGGCGGCGGCGCCGGCUCCUCGCAGUACGACAUGCUGCGCCUCUACCUGCUGAUGCGACUGGUGGAGCGCUUCACCGGAAAGCACAACCGCCACCCGGGACAGCGGGAUGACGAGGUGGAGAGUGAUAUUGCAGAGUUGAAGCGCGAAUUUCGCGACCUCUCCAGCGACCUCGGCUGCAACAUGUUCAUCCAGGACGAGCUGAUUCAUGAGAU
Rhagoletis zephyria (snowberry fruit fly) is the source of this 968-nucleotide messenger RNA. RefSeq names its product NEDD8-activating enzyme E1 regulatory subunit-like. Gene Ontology annotation, molecular function: ubiquitin-like modifier activating enzyme activity. The record is from RefSeq and is a predicted model, not a curated record. Lineage: Eukaryota; Metazoa; Arthropoda; Insecta; Diptera; Tephritidae.